UAUAAAUCCAUAAGUCCGGCCUCCCAUCACUCUCCAAUAUCCAAUAUAUUCUUCCAUCUCACAUCUUCCUCCUCAUUAUAUAUGUAGCGCACACAAUUACAAGAUUGCAAGCAACAUACUUGGCCAGUUCAGGACAUUCAUCUCAUCACAAUACAAAUUAAACCAUGGUUGGUUUUGAUAACUCUAUCCCAGGCCUUCGACUUGGUCUUGGUCUUGGCCAUUGCAUGAUGAAAACUGAUCAUGAACACAGGAAGAAGAAAAAGGAGGAUCAGGAUCCAUGUAACAAGUUAGCAUACCCAUCUCUUAAGUUAGGACUCCCUGAUCAUGAUGAUGUUGAUCUAACUACAAAUAACAAUGAUCAAUUAAUACUAGCUACAAAGACUGAAUCUGAGGAUUGGUUUCAUCAUCCACAUACCUCUAAUUCUCCAAGCGCGGUUUCUUCAUUAAUCUCCAACUCUUGUAGCAUCAAGAGGGAGAGAGAUCAGUUCUCAGGUGAUGAAGAAUUGGAGCUAGAUGUAGAGAAUACUCACUCAAAGGCCGUUGAUGUUGAAGAAAAUGGUAGUCCCAGGAAGAAACUCAGGCUCACCAAACAACAAUCCCUGCUCUUAGAAGAUAUCUUCAAGCAGCAUUCUACUCUCAAUCUGAAACAAAAGCAAGAGUUAGCAAGGAAGCUGAAUCUGCGGACGAGACAAGUGGAGGUGUGGUUUCAGAACAGAAGAGCCAGGACAAAACUGAAACAAACAGAAUCCAACUGUGAGUUAUUGAAGAAGUGCUGUGAAACUCUAACUGAGGAGAACAAGAGGCUGCAAAAGGAGCUGCAAGAGAUUAAAUCAAUGAUGAAAAGUACAAAGCCAGAUCAAACUUUGUAUAUGCAGCUUCCACUUACAAGCCUCACCAUUUGUUCUUCUUGUAAGCGAAUUCGCAGUGGCGAGAGCAAUAAUGGCUCUGCUUCUUCUUCUACUACUACCACAGCCUUUACUAUUAGUCCAAAGAGGUCCAUCAUCACUUCUAUAGGUGCUAGCUACUCAUGAUGAGGCCAAAUAUAGAACUUCAUUUUCUGGCAAACCGUGGCUUUUGUUAAUCCACCUUCCAUCUUUUCUCAGAAUUAUAAGCUAGUCUCAAAAGUUUCUGUCAAUAUUCCAUUUUAGUUUUAGAAUUUAUUCUUGAAGAUUUCCAAAUGCACUCCACCUUAUCAUAUAUAUGGACUCAUCAAAGUUGUACAUGAA
This is a messenger RNA of Lotus japonicus, 1226 nucleotides long. Its product is annotated as homeobox-leucine zipper protein HAT22-like. Bases 165 to 1031 code for a protein of 288 amino acids. Lineage: Eukaryota; Viridiplantae; Streptophyta; Magnoliopsida; Fabales; Fabaceae. Gene Ontology annotation, biological process: regulation of DNA-templated transcription. The record is from RefSeq and is a predicted model, not a curated record. Gene Ontology annotation, molecular function: sequence-specific DNA binding; DNA-binding transcription factor activity, RNA polymerase II-specific. The transcript is spliced from 3 exons.